AGUAUUCAAUAUCAAGUUUGCAUUGGUGGCUCGAAGGUGUUUCGUUGUCAUUUCCCUUUCUUCGUGUUGUAUUUUCGCCAGCUUCACUCCUCCAAUCACUCGCACAGUGCUUCGCGUCCGCCCGUGCAACCGUGGACGGUUGUCUUCUUCUCGCCGUGAGUCCAUCUCGCCGUGAAAGGUUAUCCUACAAUGCUGGCUUUCACUUCCUGUCGUCAUUACUCUUUCUCGCCGUCAGUCCAUCUUGCCGUUGUCGGUGACGGUCAGAGCAUUAGGUAAGUAACACCCUCUCUCAUCGUUCAUUCAUAAAGCCCUAAAAUUGAAAAUCUAGAAAACCCCUAAUUUAACCCUAAUUUGAUUCUGAUUGGCAUGUAACGGUGUGGUUCGGGAGAUGUUGUUCGGGAGGUGUGGUUUGGGAACAUUGGAAUUGAGAUUAAGGACUCUGUCUCAGUUCCAUUUCUCUGCCAGUCAUUUGAUUGUGCACUUAAUUUACUAGUUAUUGUUGGCACUUCCUGAUUCAAGCUAAUGACACCUGUGGCCCUGCCGUAGACUAUUCCAUCCUAGGCUCUACAUUUAAUAUUCAUCAUAGCCAAUAUGCACUUUGCCAGCAAUGAUACAGUCUCUUGCUGGCCCACUCAGAACCCAAUAGAGCGUAGUGUUUAUGGUUCAUUGCCAAUUCUUUGCAGCUUAUAUGUAUGACUAUUCAGAAAUGUAAUAUGACCUCUGUUAGAAACAUCCACCCCUGAUUGCCAUGACUAAUACCAGUGAUAUUUCCAAACCUUAUAAUUGUAUAGCAAUAGAACAAUGAGGCGUUUCAUAGUAUCCUAUAUACAUUAUGUAUCAUCAAAAUGAGGCGUCCUCUACCUUCGUUACCCAUUUGCUUACCAUGUUAUAUACCCUUUGGACUCCUGCUGCUAGUGAAAUAAUGCAACAUAAACUUGUCUUUAUUGAGACUCAGGAUGUGGUAGAGACUACAUUAGCUUUUGAUAACUACCGAAAGGCUUGUGAUUGUGGAAGAGGUGCUAUAUUUUUCUCUGUAGCUAGGGAUUCGAACCCUCACUCUCGCACUCACAUCGCUUCGCUCUUCAAAAAAUCACAGCAUGGCGCGUUCUUGUCCCAGUCCGUUACAACCUGCGGUGCUUUUGGGCGCUCCUUCUUUUCCCAACGCCAUUGCUUGGUCUGACGAGAACCUCAUUGCCGUUGCUUCCGGCCACCUCGUCACCAUUCUUAGACCUGACUUGCCUGUUGGUGGACCACGAGGCGUAAUUAAAAUCUUCCCAAGCCAGCCUCUUUGUGUAGGACUUGUAGAAAGACAAGAUUUACUAUCUGGAUGCCUCCUGCCAACGGCUUUGUAUAGGGAUGAUAAGCCUGUGGUCCGAUCAAUAUCAUGGUCUCCGCUUGGCAUGGCUGCUAAUUCAGGGUGUUUGAUCGCUGUUUGCACCUCUGAAGGACAUGUGAAGAUUUAUCGUCCUCCUUUUUGUGAUUACUGUGCUGAAUGGAUUGAGGUUGUGGACAUAACUAAAAGGCUGUAUGAGAAUCUUAAAUGUACUGAGUUUCGAUGUAUAGGGAUUGCCACAUUGGAUAAAAAUGCAUCAGAUCAAAUGGAUUCUUUGUAUAAACAUAAUGGGAAAUUGUUAAAAGAAAAGCCUGAGAACCACUCGCCCCUGAUAAGUGCUGAUCAAUAUGCUUCUCGUAGUGCAAUGCUAUGUUCCCUUGUUGUUUCAUGGUCUCCCUUGCUGCAUUUAGCAUCUGAAUAUUAUCCAGUUUGCGAUUCUUUCAGUCUGCUUGCUGUUGGAGGGAAAUCUGGUAAAAUUUCUUUAUGGAGGUUUCAUCCACCAGUUUGUUAUACUAUUGACGACAAAGACAUUCCAACUACUGUGAAGUUUGCUGGCCUCCUUCAUGCACACAAUUCUUGGGUUACUACUAUAAGUUGGUUGUUGUUUGAUUUUGAUCCUUCAAAUCCUCAAAUUUUAUUAGUUUCUGGAAGCUCUGAUGGGAGUGUGAAGAUUUGGUUGGCUGACAAUGACAAAUUGCUGAAAUUGUCCAAAAUGGAUCAAACUUCCUUCUCGCUAUUGAAGGAGGUUAUGACACUCAAUGCUGUCCCAGUUUCUGUACUCUCAGUAACUGUGCAUGUUCAAUACCCUUCGAAGAUUCUUUUAGCCAUUGGCAAAGUUUCUGGUUCAUUUGAAAUAUGGCUAUUCGACAUAUCUUCAAGGGAAUUUGAUAAGCUUGGCUCAUAUUAUGCUCAUGAUUAUGUCGUUACAGGUUUGACCUGGGCAUUCGGUGGAAGAUUUUUGUACAGCUGUAGCCAGGAUAAUUUAGUGCAGAGCUGGAUUUUGCGUGAGAAUCAUCUUGAUGAAGUAACUCUCAAUUCUGAUAUGCCCCGUGACAGCUCAAUUAAUAUUUCGAGAGAUGCAUUUGAUUCAUGUUUUGGUGUAGCAGUGUCCCCUGGAAAUCUUGUCAUUGCUACUGUUCAUUGCUUUGAUGUUGAGAAAUUGAAUCGAAUGUAUGAAGGAAGGGUUCUGAGGGCAGCCAUUGAUUACUUUUGGAUUGGCGGGCUACAAAUGGAAGUUCAGCUGAAAUCUCCUUUUUCAUGUUGCAUUGAAGGAAAUUCUAGUUAUCUGGAGAAAGAAUUAAUUUAUUGGGGAACCAAUAUCAUAUGGUCUUUAAACCAAUAUCAAUGUCAUGAUAAGCCUUUGGUUCUUUGGGAUAUAAUUACAGCAUUAUUGGCGUUCAAGGAUCACAAUUCAAAAUAUGCAGAACAUAUAAUCAUUAAGUGGAUUGCAUCAUCAUUCCUUCAAUUAGAUAUGGAUCUUCCUUCUGAAAAAGUUUUAUCAUUUGUCUGUUCAAGGUUCUCGGAAAUUCCAUGUCGACUGCUGCAUUUGUUUAAUAUAAUCUGUAGACGUGUAAUAUUAGCAGAGCUGGAUGCUGAUCAAAUAACUGGAUUAACCAGAAAGGUUGAAAAGCUGGAAAGGGUAUGUCCUGCCAUGGAAAAAGACAUUACAAAGUGGACAGAAAUUCUUCUAAGCAGUGAAAGGGAGCUCCGGAAAAGGCUUGUGGGUUUUAGUUUUUCCAUUUUCCGAACUAGCAUGUCCAAUCCUGAAACAUCUUCCCAACAUGGUUGUUGGUAUCCAGUUGGACUAGCACAGAUGGAACAAUGGAUUGCUUCAGACCAGAAACAUUUAGGUGACCAGUUGAAAGCCAUUGUUUCAGAAGUUAGUCAGAAGAAAAGGUUCCUGGCCAAUAGAUGUUCAGCAGUGGAGACAUGCAGUUUUUGUUCAGCAUCCGUUCCAUUUGAAUCCCCUGAGUUUGGUUUUUGUCAAUGUGAAAAUUCCAGUGAUGAUGUUAAGCCUCACAGGUUACUGAGAUGUGUUGUUUGUAUGCAGGUUUGCCCCAUUACUCCCUUGUGGUAUUGUGUCUGUUGCCAUAGGGCAGGGUUUAGAUUGGCACCAGAGCCACUUUUUAGAAUGUCUUCAUUUCAUGUAGAUUCAGAGUCUUUCAUUAAAUCUUCCUCUCAAGCAGUGUCCUCAAAACCGUUUUGUCCCUUUUGUGGAAUACUGCUACAGAGACAACAACCAGACUUUCUCCUCUGUCCUAGACCCGUAUAAGAAUAUUUAAUAUUAUUUUUA
Messenger RNA from Vigna radiata var. radiata (mung bean), 3626 nucleotides. RefSeq lists its product as uncharacterized. The record is from RefSeq and is a predicted model, not a curated record. NCBI's taxonomy places the organism in Eukaryota, Viridiplantae, Streptophyta, Magnoliopsida, Fabales, Fabaceae. The transcript has 17 exons. Gene Ontology annotation, molecular function: histone acetyltransferase activity; protein binding. Gene Ontology annotation, biological process: transcription initiation at RNA polymerase III promoter. Bases 1098 to 3605 code for a protein of 835 amino acids. Gene Ontology annotation, cellular component: transcription factor TFIIIC complex.